AUGGGUGCUAUUCCCGUCGCCAGCAGAAUACAAAGCGUGCAGAGUGCCGCCGCCAACGCACGGAGAGAACAUCGACGGAUCCAACCCGACGCCUCUGACGGCAAGGACGGAGAUGUCGUUGUGGCGGCUUAUGACCAACUGCAUCCGGAGACUCUGAGUGCUCUGAAUGUAGCGGAGCAAGAACACUUCGGUGCAGCGAAGGUGCCUGCUGAGAGCUACCGGAUGGCCGCGCCCAGCGUUGCUGAGCUUGAUGCUGCCUUCGAUAAGACCAACAUGGCGCUCGCUGCUUGA
Molecule: messenger RNA, 291 nt
Organism: Aspergillus udagawae
Lineage: Eukaryota; Fungi; Ascomycota; Eurotiomycetes; Eurotiales; Aspergillaceae
Exons: 2
Coding region: 1-291 (96 amino acids)
Source: RefSeq, a predicted model, not a curated record